This is a messenger RNA of Pogona vitticeps (central bearded dragon), 2361 nucleotides long. The record is from RefSeq and is a predicted model, not a curated record. Lineage: Eukaryota; Metazoa; Chordata; Lepidosauria; Squamata; Agamidae.
UCCCCUUCUCGAGUUAUUUCUUGUCUCUAUGCUCCCGCCUCCGGAGGAAGGAGAGGCCCUCAUUUCCCAGCAGGCCCCGCGUUCCUUUUCUCGCCGCCGCGGCGUCUCCCAUCGGCCUUUGCGGGGCGGUGCCGGCAAAGUGGCUCCGGACCGCCGCCUGCCCGCGGAAGAAGAGCGGAGAGGGAGGCGGGAUUGAAGGAUUGAAUGGUGGCGGAGACCUGACGGCGGCGGCGGCGGCGGGUUCAUGUGGCGCUGGCUCUGGGGAACGUUGCGAGCCCUUCCGGGGCUGCGGAGGACCAGGAAGGGGCUGAACGGGGACGGGGCACUGGCAGGCGUGACGCUUCCCGCCAUGGAGCGGGCCGUGGUGCGCUGCGUCCCGUCCGAGCCGAAGCUCAGCGUCUCCUUCGCGGUGGGCGACGGCAGCACCCGGCAAGUGCAGCGGGACCAGGCGGAGCCUCUCGGCCGGGCCCUCGCCCGCAUCGCCUUCAACGCCAGCAGGGGCCGCAAAGCGGCUAAGAAGAGCAGCAAGAAGGCACGGCGGGCCGAGCCCGGGCCGGACCCGCAGCGGCCCCGUGGAGGCCGGCCCGGGCGCCUGCACCUUCGACGCCCGCCACCUCUACACCAAGAGGGUGACCGGCCCGGGCCUCGUCCGCACCGUCACCUACAACAUCCUGGCCGACAUCUACGCCCAGACGGAGCUCUCCCGGACGGUCCUCUACCCCUACUGCGCUCCCUACUCGCUGGAACUCGACUACCGGCAAAACCUGCUCAAGAAGGGGCCGGCCCGGGCGCCUGCACCUUCGACGCCCGCCACCUCUACACCAAGAGGGUGACCGGCCCGGGCCUCGUCCGCACCGUCACCUACAACAUCCUGGCCGACAUCUACGCCCAGACGGAGCUCUCCCGGACGGUCCUCUACCCCUACUGCGCUCCCUACUCGCUGGAACUCGACUACCGGCAAAACCUGCUCAAGAAGGAGCUGGCCGGCUACAACGCGGACAUCAUCUGCCUGCAGGAGGUGGACAAGUCGGUCUUUACGGAUAGCCUGGGCCCUGCCCUGGACGCCUUCGGCCUGGAGGGCCUCUUCAAGCUGAAAGAGAAGCAGCACGAGGGCCUGGCCACCUUCUAUCGACGGGACAAGUUCCGCCUCCUCAGCCAGCACGACAUUGCCCUAAACCAGGCCCUGCUGGAAGAUCCCUUGCAUGAAGACCUGCGAGGCAAGCUGGCCUCUCAUGCUCAGGUGCAGGAGAAAGUGCUCCAGCGCUCCUCCGUGCUGCAGGUCUCUGUUCUUCAGUCUGCAAGUGAUCCUUCAAGGAAAAUUUGUGUUGCCAACACCCACCUCUACUGGCACCCAAAAGGUCCAAACAUUCGUCUAAUCCAAACUGCAAUAUCAUUGGCCCAUAUUAGGCAUGUAGUGCAUGACAUGUAUCCUGAUGCACCUCUUAUAUUCUGUGGGGAUUUCAAUAGCACACCAUCCACUGGGAUGUAUAGUUUUAUCAGUAAUGGCAGCAUCGCUGAAGAUCACGAGGAUUGGGUCUCAGAUGGAGAAGAAUCGUGCUGCUCUAUGUCUUUAACACAUCCAUUCAAACUUAAAAGUGCUUGUGGAGAACCGGCAUACACAAAUUAUGUGGGAGGCUUUCAUGGAUGUUUGGACUACAUUUUUAUUGAUGCAAAUGCUUUGGAGGUUGAACAAGUAAUUCCACUGCCGAGUCAUGAAGAAGUAACUACUCAUCAAGCCUUACCCAGUGUUUCACACCCCUCAGAUCAUAUAGCUUUAAUAUGUGACUUAAAAUGGAAAUAGACUGAAGACAUCUUGCAUCUGUCUCUUGCUCUUCAGUUAAGGCACUUUGCUUGCUUUAAGAGGAAACUUGAUCACAAAUUUUUACAAAGGGGUCUUGGAUAAAAAAGGGUUACACGCCUUUUAGUUACAUACCAUAGUUUUUGUUCUUUCCAAAUGGUCAUAAUUCUCAUAACCAGAAUGGCCUUAUAGCCAGUGUUCCAUUUUUCUAUUCUAAUAUGCAAAGCUGUCAACAUUGAAUGCUCUUUUAUAGUUGAAUGAUUGUGUUCCUUUUUCAGGUGGUUUUAAAAUUGUGACUAAAAGUAUUUUCUUAAUGAAUACAAAAAUUGAAACAGUUUUGACAACCAAGAGUCUUGUGGUGGUGAGCAUUCUCUUUAAUGUCUUGCUAUUGGUCUUCUGAGAAGGCACAACCUGCCAAAAUUGUGUAAAUGUAUGCCACCCCUAUAAAACCAUUCCAAAAGUAAUUUGGCAAGUGACCUGCUCUCAGGUAUUCUGUGGGUGGGAAAUCUUGUCCAUGUAAACCAAAAUCAUUGUGUUUAAAUAAAGUAAAAAUCAUGACUGGA